AUGCCUGAUAUUGGAGAAGUAACACAUGAAAAUACUGUAUGGGCCUUGGCAGAUAUAGAAGUGGAAUAUACAGUGGAAAGAAGCAUGUUGGAUUUUCCCCAGCAUGUCUCACCUGACAAAGAAGUACACUUAGCAAGUACAGAAGCUGACAAAAAGCUUUCUAAUUUUGAUGUGGAGAUGAGCAUGAGAGAAGAUGUAUUUCAGAAGGUUGUUUAUUUGCAGCUCCUUGCAGAGGGAAAGUAUGGGCAUGCAGCAUGCUUUGGUCUCCAACUUGGCUGUCUUCUCUCUGAUGGCAGCAGAAUGAUGUCUGUAGCUGCUCUGGUAACCAACUUCACAAAACCAGCAUCAGAUUGCCCAUUGUUGCUGUGACAUGAUGAAGUAAAGACUUACUUCCAUGAAUUUGGUCAUGCAGUUGUGUGUCUCACUGCAGAGACUGAUUUUGCUAGGUUUAGUGGAACUAAUGUGGAAACAGACCUUGUAGAGGUACCUUCACAAAUGUUUGAGAACUGGAUGUGGGAAAAAGAACCACUACAACAACUGUCAAGACAUUAUAAAGAUGAGAGCCAUGUUGCAGACACUCUCCUUGAGAAACUUGCUGCCUCUAGACUUGCUAAUACAGGUUAUUUGAAUGUUCUUAUCCAAUUAGGCCUUUUAACCCUCCAUCAGAUUGUUUUGAGCAAGAUUGACCAGGCACUCCAUAUAAAACCAUCUGUUGACCCAGCAGGUGAAUAUGCCAAAUACUGUAUGGAGAUUCUAGGAAUUCCUGCGACCCCAGGAACAAACAUGCCAGCUACUUUUGGACAUCUGGCAGGUGUUUAUGAUGGUCAGUACUAUGGAUACCUGUGGAGUGAAGUGUUUUCCAUGGACAUUUUUUAUAGCUGCUUUAAGCAAGAAGGAAUAAUGAAUCCAAAGGCUGGAAUGAAAUACAGAAACCUCAUUUUGAAACCUGGAGGAUCUUUGGAUGGGAUGGAUAUGCUUCAGAAUUUCUUGGAGCGUAAACCAAGCCAGAGAGCUUUCCUAUUGAGUAAGGGAUUAUGUGUUCAGUAA
Gymnogyps californianus (California condor) is the source of this 1047-nucleotide messenger RNA. RefSeq names its product neurolysin, mitochondrial-like. The record is from RefSeq and is a predicted model, not a curated record. Gene Ontology annotation, biological process: proteolysis; peptide metabolic process. NCBI's taxonomy places the organism in Eukaryota, Metazoa, Chordata, Aves, Accipitriformes, Cathartidae. Gene Ontology annotation, molecular function: metalloendopeptidase activity. Gene Ontology annotation, cellular component: mitochondrial intermembrane space. The transcript is spliced from 8 exons.